UAAUUGAGAUUUCUAUCAGUUAUAUAGCAUUGAUUAACAUGUGUUUUGAAAGCAUAUGAAUAUAACUUACUGUAUAUAAUCGUAAAACACGUUGAGAUUAUUAAAGACAAUCAUUUAAACAGACUUCAAUUGAUUUGAUACACAUUUCAUUUAGUAAUUGUUGUCUAUAUUACCAUCGAUGAUGAAGUUGUUAACACACAAUAUGUUGACUUCAAAGUGUCUUAAAGGUGUGACCGUUGGAUUUCCGCUUAAAUUAGUGGCCAAUGAAGUCAAAGAAGUAAACGUUGAUUUCAAUAAGGACUUCAUCGAGAGGAUGAUCCCUAAAGUUGAUUGGUCUGUACUGACAAUCACCGCACAACAGUUUGGUGUCCAAUUACCCGAUUCAUACACACCAAACGAUACCGAAGAGGAAGUACUUAAACGAGUACAUCACGCUUUGCUUGAGAUAGAGGUCAUCGACGGAGAGCUCAUAUGUCCAGAAACUGGUCGCAAGUUUCCGAUAUCGCAAGGAAUACCUAAUAUGUUGUGUAAUGAAGAUGAGGUUUGAGUGACAGUAAUCGUGUCUAAUAAUGUUGAAUAUCAUCGAUAACUGCUAUUAUGUUCAUUACGAUAAUAAUAGUUUACUAAAAUACUACACCUAAUAAAUCUCUAUAAUAAAAAAAAACAAAAAAUUUACAGCAAAUUAGCGGUACAUAAAUUUAUAUUAUUAUU
Messenger RNA from Oppia nitens, 711 nucleotides. It is a transcript of the gene Trmt112, whose product is annotated as multifunctional methyltransferase subunit TRM112-like protein. The transcript is spliced from 3 exons. Gene Ontology annotation, molecular function: protein heterodimerization activity. Lineage: Eukaryota; Metazoa; Arthropoda; Arachnida; Sarcoptiformes; Oppiidae. The record is from RefSeq and is a predicted model, not a curated record. Gene Ontology annotation, biological process: rRNA (guanine-N7)-methylation; tRNA methylation; peptidyl-glutamine methylation. The coding region runs from base 179 to 547 and encodes 122 amino acids.